Chilo suppressalis (striped riceborer) is the source of this 15926-nucleotide messenger RNA. NCBI's taxonomy places the organism in Eukaryota, Metazoa, Arthropoda, Insecta, Lepidoptera, Crambidae. The record is from the annotation of a GenBank genome assembly.
GUUUUUUUAUCUUUCUUUCGCCAGUUAGUCCGUCGGUUGAAGGAAAAUGCUAUCAAUGAUUCUACUAUGUUGAAUCAUUGUCAUUACUUUGAAAUUCCUAUACAGUUCUAAGAUAUAUUUGCAACAUAACAUUAAUGAAGAAUAUUCAGUACCGGUAUUGAUGGCCAAACUACCGAAUGGAUGGGUUCAGCUGGUACCUUUCUGAAGGCUUCCAAGUGAUUAUUGAAAAAUCUAAAGAAGCAAAAUGUUCUUUAAAAGACAUACAGUUGCGUUUCUUGUGCCCUGAUGAUUUGGAGGAGGUCCGAUCUCUUUGUAGAGACUGGUUUCCAAUAGAAUAUCCACAGUCAUGGUAUGAAGACAUAACAUCAUCGGAGAGAUUUUUCGCUCUGGCUGCAGUGUACAAAUCGCAAAUCAUUGGUCUGAUAGUGGCUGAAAUCAAACCGUAUCUAAAACUGAAUGCUGAGGACAGAGGAAUAUUGUCCAGAUGGUUUGCGUCAAAGGACACCCUUGUCGCAUACAUUUUAUCCCUAGGUGUAGUUCGCUCGUACCGUCGGUCAGGGGUAGCUACAAUGCUCCUGGAUGUGCUUAUCAACCACUUAUCUGGACCCAUGCCACAACCACCCCAUGAGCAUCGUGUCAAAGCCAUCUUCCUUCAUGUACUCACCACCAACUCUGAAGCUAUUCUAUUCUAUGAGAAAAGAAGAUUCCGCUUGCACUCAUUCCUGCCUUACUACUAUUCGAUCAAAGGUCGUUGCAGAGAUGGCUUCACUUACGUUUACUACGUGAACGGGGGUCACGCACCGUGGGGAUUAUACGACUACGUUAAAUACGUGGCUCGGGCCGCGUGGCGAGGCGGUGGCUUAUACCCGUGGCUUUGGGGCAAACUGAGAACUGCGCUCACUAUCGCCUGGCACAGAUACGGUUCACAAUUGCAUGACGCCGCCCUUACAAUGCGACGGAGACGUGCCGCGAUACGGGACUGCGGACGGUUUCCAAUGACCAUGCAAUCUUAAACUGGACUCCGUCAUAUCGAGGUUAAUGCUUUUUACCGAGCGUUAAAAUAGUAACGCAUUGAAAUCACAAACUUAUCGCACCACGUCAUCCGUUACAUGAGUAAGGUGUGUUAUAAUAGGCCUUAUUUUGUUAUUGUAAAAUUUUGCACCUAUUUUUAGUAAAAAUGUAUUUUUAGGUAUUCGAUGUUUGUCUAAAUUAAUUGUGUUUGUUGAUUUCUUAUCAUGAUGCGAUGUAAUGGUAUCGUUCCUUAUUUUGAUUGGUUACUAUAUAUUAUUAUACACUACAAUAGUAUGUUGAUAAUUAUCAUAUUAUUUGUUACACAACUUUCUCAGAUAUACAGGGUGAAAUUGAAUGUUUUAAUGAAACUUCGUGGGAAUGUUGGGUUACGUAUAUAGAGUAUCUCUGAUUUUUUUCGGAUUUUUUAAAAAUAAUUUAAAAUAAAAUUUUUUUUUUGUUAUAUUUUAAGUCCUUUCCUCCUUUUGGGUACUAAAUAAUUAUUCUUUUAAAACAUGCAUACAGAGUAAGUAAAAAACAAGUAAUAAGCACUACUAAAAAAGACGUAAAAACAGGAGACGGGCGGCCGGGAGCAAUGACCGCUCCCGCCGUUGAAUACCUUCCUGCCUACCUAUCUAGGUAUGCGCGGUGCACAGCGCAGUGUGCGAGCGGAGUCUCAAGCGCGCGUGCGUAUCUUUUAAAUUUGUGACAAGACAAGAUUUGCAAAUAAUGCCUUGAUUAGUUCUUGUUCUGUGCCCUCAAUAUAAGAAUUUGGAUAUGGUGUGUUGUUAUUGCGAGUGUCACGGAAUACUCAGCAGAGCCACAAGGCUUUACGAAAGUAGGUUUGGUGAUUUAUUGGGAAGUUAUAGAGAAAAAAAUUAAUAGGUACAUCGGUCUCGUAAGUACUUUUGAAUACCUGGUAAUAAAUUUCAUUCUGACCCAAGUAUUGAACUGCAAUAAGUAUUUCUUUUUGUUUAACUUUUGCCUAUUUCCAAUCGUGACAAAAUUAUUAUUAACUUUUUAAGUUUUUCUCUGCUUAUGAGAAGAUGACAUUUGUGCUUAUUAUUUCAAUUUCAAUAAAGGCAUCUAAGACGAUUUUAUUGUAUUGUGUGGAAUCAAACGAGUCAGCUGAGCUCUGUGUACGUACCUACUCACUCAACGGCUGGCGGGCGCGGUCGGUCGUUGACCCGCGGUGGAAUUUUACUGUUUUUUCGUUUUUUAGAAGUGCUUAUUUAUUAGUUGUUUUUCACUGGAUAUGUAAGCAUGUUUGUUUAAUAUGAAUAACUACUCAAAAGGAGGAAAAGACAAAAAAAUACACAAAUUAUAAAUAAAUACAUGAAAAAAUAUACUUCAAAAAAAUCCGAAAAAAAUCAGGCAUACUCUAUACUCGUAACCCAACAAUCUCACGAAGUUUCAUUAAAACAUUCAAUUUCACCCUAUAUAUUUGCUUUGUAAUUUUUACUAUUUGGACACAACUGGAUUAGCCCGCAUUGUGGGAAAAAGCGAGCAAUCUUUAUAUAUAUAAUUCUUCUGUGAGUGUGUAUGUCACUGAACUUCUCUUAAACGACUGGACCGAUUUUGAUGAAAUUUUUUGUGUGUGUUCAAGGGGAUCUGAGAAUGGUUUAGAUUCACAAUUUUGUCCGCUGGACAAUGUUUUUUUAAUUAAUUUUUUUGAUGGCGGUACGAAGUUCGCUGGGUCAGCUAGUUUUAUUAUAAAAAUAGUAUGCAAGACGAACACGCAUAUGAUUUAUUUUUUAUUUUUAUAUGCAUUUCUGAUGAAAACAGUAGCAUAACUGACGAAACUGCGUGUUGUGAUAUUGGUAUUUAUGGUACAUACAGAAUUCCCGGCGAUGAUUUAGAAAUUUAAAACUCAUGCUGAUUUUGUAUCUUUCCAGUUGAGACAGUAUGGGUCAAAAUGUUUUUCACUUUCUAAUACUUAAUAUUUUUGAGGCAUGCUUAAAUCCUGGUCAAAAAUUGUUGGUUACAAAGUCAACUGAAAUAACUCUUACUUACUUUAUUUUAUAUUGUUCUAGUUUAAACGCGGCUCGUACAGAGCUUGAAAAGGUAAAUGCCGAGGUCGGUGGCAUAUUCUUUAUAUUUUAUAACUAGCAGCUGGUUUUUUUUUCUGAAUGCCUACAUUCAACCUCUACUGUUGUUAGUUGGCAUUUUAUAAUAUAGGUACUUUGAGUUAUUUAUUUACCAAUUGACCAAAAAUUUUAUGACUCUUCUUUUUGUUGUAAACUUUUCACAAAUACUGUUUUCACUUCACUUUUAUUUACAUAUUAUGUGUCAAUAAGUAACCUUCCAUCUAAAAUCGGUUACUCUCGAUAUCAUUUAGUAGUUAAGUUUUAAGUAAAAAUAUACUAUAUUUCCUACUGUCACUGUUAACUUUUCCUUUGGAAUAGAUAAGUAUUUCACUGAUUAUAAUUAAUUUUCAUUUGAACGUAUUCUUGGUAGGUAUUUAUACACAUACUUAGAUAUUUUCGUAUGAGUGCGUUUUGCACCGAACUUUAAGGGGUGUUGUACCAAUGAGGGCUACCGUUUUCUGCCUCACCAGAUGGCGCCACUGUUGAGUGAGGUCCUAAAUUGUAACUUUUAAAGUUUAUUAAUACGCACAUGAAAUCAAAGGUUACAUUUAGAUCGUAUUUUAACACAAAAGAACCAUAUCCUAAACAUAAUAGGCCAUGCCACAGUGACGCGCAGUUCCGUUUUAUUCGGAAAAAAUGGGAACAUAAUCAUUUUUCUAAGCUCAAAUUUUUAAUAACUGACAUUCAUUGCCACAUAAAUUAAGCCGAAUUGUUACCAAUUAUUCACAACAUUAUUUUAAUUAGAAAUAAACCCGCGUAGUCAACCAACAAGCAAUAACAUUUGACAUUUCGGAGACCUCACGCUACACUAGCGCCUCUAGCGGCGGAUUCAUACGCGAUAGCCCUCAUUAUGAUUGUUUGGUUCGAGAAAAUUUCUUUAUCAUUAAACAAUAAUAUUUUUUAAAGCACAAGGACAUUUUUAAAAUAAUUGUUACUUUGAUGAAAUAAUGUGACACAAUAAAAAAUCGUCAAUCGAGCUUAUCGAGAAAGGUUAAAUAUAUAGAACAAUAAACACUGACGAAUCAUUUAUGAUAAAAUCCAGUUGACCAUAGAUUUUUUUAACAUUCAUCUGACCGAAAAUCUUAUUCAGAGUUUCAAAUUGACCAUAAAAAUUAAAGCUUUUUUAAAAUUAGUCCGCACAUUAUAUUCGCGCGGCUAUUUUUAAAUAAUAAUAAAAUAUCUAGACAACUAUACACUGGCUAGGAACUAAGCAACAACUGGAGAUCCGUUAUUCAGAGCUGGAAUGACUCAAAUACAUUGAUACUCAAAUCAAAUAACGAAUUUAUUAAAAAUAUUAUAGUAGCAUAUUUACGCUAGCGUCAUCCACGCAGGUAGGUAUACACCCCGGCAAACUUUUUGAGCAUCGACCAUAGACGAGAAAGCCUACGCAGUAGAAAUUUUACAUACGACUUCCUCUGCGUAAGUUUCUCUGUGGUUUUGCUCAAGUAGUUUGCUGCUACAUAGGUAGCCUGCCUGCAAAACCGUAAUGUGUCAGUUUAAAAUCUAUUCAAAAUAUGUGAUAAUUUUACUACUUUAACGAAGGUUUAAAUUUGGAUCGAGAGUACUUUCAUAUUUAACGGGUUUUUUUUACCUGACGUAUAUCGACAUUAUUACAUUUUUGUCAAGUGCGUUAACAAAACGAGUUAAGCAGAAAUAUUGUAUGUACAGUAUUGUGUGCCAUGAUUAACUGCCAAGAAAUAUAAAGUAAGGUGCCUGUGUGUUCAGUAUAAAAUAGUUCAGUAAUUUAUGAAUAAACGAAUAAACUCUUUAUAACUUAAACUAAUAUAAAUAUAUGUACGAAAAACAAAUGAUGUGUAAUAACCUUGAUAUUAAUUUCUCAUCGAAUGGAGAUAUCCUUACUCUGUUUAUGUAACGCUCGUUCAGUUGUCUAUGGCUGUUUUAAUCGCUAUUUCUGCACUAACCGUAUCGUAAUGUGCGUAGUGGAGUGGUCUACAUGUUUACUCAACGCAAACCAAAGUAUUUUUAAUGAUUUCAUAAUUUUAUGUUAUUUUAACUCAACUUAUCUACGUUUUAUUGUAAAGAAGUAUUAAAUUAUUUGUUAAGUGUUUUUUUAUGAUAAUUAAUUAUUAGUAUUAUUUUUGGACCACAGUAUAAAUUAUUUGAUAAUUCCAAUAGUUUUUUUUUGUAAAAUAUGUGAUAUUGCCUUAAUUGGGUGUACGGUUUCGGUAUGUAUGUAUGUAUGUAUGUAGGCAUGUUUUUUUCACAAAAAGUGCGCUAAUUGGGUUUCGGAAUAUUAUGAUAAUGAUAUUGAUAUAUUUUGUGAUGUACAGAGGCUAAAAUGCCUACUUCUUAACACUAGCACUUUAAUAAUAAUGAAAAAUGUUAAAUACGAAGUUUAUGUUAUAUUUCUACUCUACACUUUUAGUACAUGACUAUUGUGAAGAAAAAAGAAUUUAGCUUCCAAAUAAAUAUCAUUGUUGACUAUACGGGCUUUAUUUUUUACCCAAGUUAUUAAAAUUAUAUCCUUACUCUAUUUUAAUUAAUAUUUUAAUUAAGUAAAUAAAUAAAAUAAAAAUAAACGAGGACAAGGACGAAAUUAAAAAAAGUCUAACAAUUUCAGAAAAUCUUUAAUUUUAAUAAUUGCUUCUUUUUUUCAUCAACUAUGCUGUACAAACUAUAUCGCUUAAAUUAGAAUUAGCAAUUAAUAAUUGCACGUAAAAAAACUUAACAAAUAGGUACCUUCAACUUUUCGAUUGGAAUGAACGAUUAUUACAUUACGUAAUAUAGUUUUUUUUUUUACAUUAUUUAUAACCCUACAAAUGAAAAUCUAUAUUCAACAAGCAGUCACAAUCGCCCAAUGAUAUGUUAAAAUUAUUUAUAUAUUUUUCAAUAGUUUAUUGCGAUCUAAGUAUAACUGCGGUAGUCAUUGGCCGAGGGUGUGGGGGGCGAAGGCCUACGAGACGAGGCUGUCGCGCUCCUGCGCACCGCCCUUGUGAUUCUGCCCUUUGAAGUCUUUCAGUCGAAUAGGCGACGAUUCACUUCCCGAAUCACCCUGCACAGGUAAAAUAUAAAUUAAGUACGUACCCAUGAAAUUAUAAAGAAGCUCGUAUUGGUUGUUACCAUGCUUGAAAACAACUUAUUCCAAAACAUGUACUAAAAAAGUUUUUUUUUAUGUUAUAGGGGGCAUACGAGCAGACGGUUCACCUGAUGCUAAGUGAUCACCGUCGCCCAUGGACACUUGCAACACCAGGAGUAUCACAAAUGCGAUGCCGGCCUUUAAGGAAGGAGUACGCUCUUUUUUUGAAGGUUUUUGGGUCGUAUUGGUCCGGAAACACUGCUGGCGACAAUAUAUUCCACAGUUUUGUCGUACGUGGUAAAAAAUUUCGUCAAAAACGAACGGUUGCGGAUAGCCACGCAUCAAGAUGAUGGGGAUGAAAUUUUUGUCGCGAUGUACGAUGGCAAAAUGUAGCAGCUGGAAUUAAUCCGAACAAUUCCUCAGAACACUCCCGUGAUAAAUGCGAUAGAAGAUGCAGAGCGAAGCUACAUCCCUACGCAAAGCCAAAGGAUCAAGCUGAUCGGAAAGGUCCUGGUCGUCGACGAUUCGAGCCGCUCGGCGCUGGAUGCGAUCCAAAGGGAGAAGCUGGUACUGGGGUGCCCCCGCCCAAAGAUGAAAAGUAAACUUGGUUUAAACUUAACGUUGUUACUAUUUUGUUUUAUAGCAAACAAAUGAGAGUUUCAUUUUUGAACCAACUUUAACUUUUCCCGCGAUCUCCUUUAAAGCUUAAGAAAAGUCUCAUGUGACAAGACUUUAACCACUACUAAGCUCAAGUUUAGGUCAACAUUUAGCAAGUAUUUGAAGGGAGAAUCUACGUACAAUUUUGGAUUGGAAACAUGUAUAUAGGCGAUGCGCUGGCUACCCAAUGAACCUUAAUCCAAACUUAAUUACCACUGACAUUGUCAAGUACUAUGACAAAUUACCUAUACUAGAUCUACUGAUAUUACAUAUAAAUCCAAAAGUAUGUCAUUUAUCAGUUUUUAUGUAGCUUUUUCACUCCUGAACCGCCUAAAUGAUUUCAUCAAAAUUGGUAUGAUUCCCAUACAAAGUUUGAUGAAAAUCGGUUCCUCAUAAAAAAGAUAUUUCUUUAAUUAAGAUUUACUGUAAUUAGCUCGUUAUUGGACCUGGGGCACAACUGGUUAUGCAAUGCAGUUGCUUUAUGGGUACGACGCAAAAUUAUUAAUGACUUGUCUAAUACAGGGACUAACGUUAGCCCCGAGGGAGGUACUUUCUUGAAGCAGCAGCUCGCUGUCCGUGCCGCGCGCCUCCUUGUUCUUCAGUAUAGAGCGCGAGCGAGAGUCGCCUUCCAACGGCCAGCCGCCGCCUCGCUUAUUGCCGUUUUUACCUGCAGUAAAACUUUUACUAUCAAAUAAGCCAGUCUAAGUAUGAAGCUUUCGGUACACCGCCGCUAAUUAUUUUCAGAAAGAUUUUAUACAACAUUUGCAGUAAGAUAUUCUACUACGAACACGAGUGAGAAGUGACUGCCGCAAUAGGUAACGAAAAAAGUAGCAACGUAACUAGAGAAGACAAUCGUAUUCCAACCUAAUGAAAUCAGUUAGGUAGGUAUUUUGAUUGUUCUAACAUUUCCUCCUCCUCUCCGCUCCUACGGGGUUGGUGCUAGCGAAUGUAGACGCGAUCAAUGGCUAAAAGUGCUUUUUGAUGCUGCUCGAGAUAAUAUUUUUUUGUUACUCGCCCUAAAGUCCUCUACGCACUAUCCAACUUGCUGGUUCCAGCAUGAGGGACAAGAAGGUGGGUAUGGGUAAAAGAGAUCCUAUAUCCAUAGCGCUGUACCGCAUGCUAGAUCCAGCAAGAUGGAUAGUGCUUAUAGGACUUAAAAGCGGUCAUUGCGCCUGCCCCAUCGAAUUCCUCACAAAAGCUCGUAGUUGUGUAAAAAUUGUCGUGUGUAGAUAGUAUCUACCAUAUUUGCUGAAUACCUUUCUUUCCAUUCAUAGACUUCAAUACCCAAAAUAUAUGAACAAAAUCAUAUUACUUAUUCACUGUUCAUAAACCGUAAUAGAUAAUUCUGUCACUGAAUGUGUGUUUUCCUGUUGCUGCUUUAACGAAAAAUAAACUUUAACGGAUAUUACCAAAAAGUAUAUGGUGAUUGAUUAUCCUCGUAGCUAUCCCUCUCGGUGGCCUCUUCUCCUCCUCCGUCCAUUCCUGUAUAACAAUACAACAAGUAUGAUCUUUGACAUGAUACUGAUAAAGAAAAUAUUCCAUCAUUAACAUAUUCGGGAAAAAGGGAAGGAAGGGGCAUGCACUUCACAUUGAACAAUACAUGCAAACAUUUAGAACAAACAUGAUCAGAAACUUUGAGUGACAGCAUGCGAAGAGACACUAUUUAGUUUAGACAGUAUUAGUGCAACUUAGUUCUGCUGAAUGUGUAAAUUUGACGUUUCCAUCAGUACGAUAGAAAUUAACUCAUAUUCAUAUGAGUUUGUCCCUAUAAUUAUAUUGUGUAAUUGGCACAUCGCGCUUAUUUCAAUGAAAAUGGCAUCUUUCUUGGCUUUCGUUAAUUGUAGGUAUAUCACGGUAAACUAAAAAUGGAAUUGAUAAUGGAAGCAACACAUGGGAGAUCUACACACUCUUAUAACCACAGAACACACUGUAUUCUAGAUUCUUUCCUCCUACAUUAUGAACACACUAUGUUCUGUGCUUAUAACUAAGUAUAAAUAAGUGUGUGAAUGAGAGGUCUGAAGGAGCAACGCCAUUUUCAAUCUCUCUUGAGCGUGUUAAUCGUCUUAAAUUUACUACGAAGCCAAGAAGAUUCGAGGAUAUCCGAAGAAUUCCAGCCAACUUCUUUUACUUAACGGUAAUUUUGUGAAAUGCAAUGUCAUUCCAAUUAUUUCCGAGUGCACGGGUUAGUAACUUUAAAAAGCUUGGUAUUCUUACGGCAUGGUCAUUCCUCACCUGUUGGAAGCGCGCCUUCCUAUGUUUGGGCUUAGCGUCGUCGGGCGGCUCCUCUGCGGGUAACGGCUGAGGCUCGCGCGGCGGCUCUAGGCUACCGCGCGAACCCCGCGGCGACGCGGACGCAUCGCCUUGCGACUGCGAACCUUGCGCACACAACCCGCCCCCCUCCAUGCUCCCGUCCCCCGACGCACUCCUGCGUACACCGUUAAACUCCGACCCCCCGCCCCCCGAGCCGCCGCCGCUACCAUCCAGAGGGUUCACAUACAAGUUUGACGAGUCGUUCUCGCAUGCGAUGUCGCCCUCUGAAGGAAAAGGGUGCGUAAGGCAUGAUGCAAAUGUAUCUGCAACGUAAGACAGACGCACAUGGAGCAAAGUGUUCUGUGCCGCCUGUAACGAACACUAGUACAUUUAAUAGAACACACUUAAGUAAGAGUACACGCGUGCUGGAAAAACAAUAAUGGACGUGGACUAAAAGUGAAGUAAGUUAACAUUUAGGUACAUAUCGUACGGUCAAGACAGGACGCUACGGGUAUUCAAUUAUAGAAAAGAAUUACUAAUUGACAUUUAAAGUUACGAUACUCAUAUGAGACCAUUCAUAUAAUGGACAUUAUUUAAAACACAUUAUGUACGAAUCUAGGUAGAUAGUUGAACAAACGUGAACAGUUUUAUUUCGGCUUCAUAACUAUUUAGUAACUGCUUCAAAGUUGAUUAGUGACUUAUAUAAUGAAACUGCAGCGUGACUGUUAACAUUUGUUCAAGUUGGCGAUAGUGAUGAUCGUACCAGGGCUGUCGAGGCUGUUAGGCGUGGCCUCAGGCAAGGCCUUGGGAGCGGGGUGCCGCUGCAAACAGGCUAGUUCCACACACACCGGUUGCCGCAGAUCCGAAGUUGACAUCGGCAUUAAUUGCUCUGCGUCUAUGAACUCCUUGUACCCCUGGUAAACAUACGUAGUCUUGCAUAAAAUAAAUUGCAAAUAUCUCAGAAUUCGUACAUUUAAAAGAAGAAAUAUUCAUAGAAGAUAGGAAAAUAAAGAAAAACGAUAAAAGAACUUGAUUACAGCACAAGUACAUAAUUUAGUUACUAUACCUAUUUAAGGUAGAGUUUAACUAAAACAAGUAAAAAAGAGAUUCAAGAAACAGCAUCGCUAGUAGAUUGUCUACCAUUUGCAUGAUAAAGAAGCAUUAAGUACAGUCAACAUCACCUCAGGAAACCAACCUUUUUUUAUUAUUUGGCGGUAUUGAGGUUAUUUCGUUUGAGAUACCUACUGCUUAAGUUACAUAACCCGAUGCGUGAUGAUAACUGUACGCAUACACGGUAACUAGGGAAUAUAAUUAGCUCAGCAUACUUACAGGAACGCGGCAGGUGGAAUUAACUAUCAAACUUAAUGUAAAAUUGUUAAAUAUUUAUUCACAAAUGCCACUUAGGUUGCAAAUUAUAAUAGAACUUGUAUUAUUUCACAAAGUUGCAUUGUGUUGAAAUUUUAUUAUUCAAGCUCUAAAGUUAGUAUAUUUAGUACCUUGAACGUGCAAAAACAACAUUCAAACUCAGAAGGCAGCUGAUCCAAGUCAAGCUGUUUGUCAGCCAUCUUCUUUUCCUAGAAAAAGAUAAAUCAUUAGUUGUUUGUUAUUAAUAUUUAUUUCAGCGCAGAAGAUAAAAGCUAUUCUUUAAGAGAAACUAUUAUUAUUUUUAGUUCGAACUAAUAUUAAACUUUAAGCGAUAAGUUUAGUUUGUUUAUUUGAAUGCGUAUUGUUAUAAAACAAAGUCCUAUUCAAAAUAAUCACUUUAGAUUUGUGAUAUGGCUCCGUAUUCUACUAACUACGUAGCGGUUCCUAUGCAAUCUGUGCAUAAUUGCUUAUGGGGAAUAAAGUAUAGGAAUGAUGUCUUACUGGUGUUGGAUCAGGAUUUAUGAGCAAGCGUUUCUCCGGCGUGUCCGGGCCUUCGUUAGAAUACCGGCGCUCUUUCUUAGGACUGCUCUGAAACUGUGAACUACGGUGUUAGCAGAAACCACUUCGUGCGUAAUAUUGCUGAAUGGGUGCGUCCGUAACUUUUAUGUGCAUGAAUUUUUUUUUAAAUAAAUCAUUCUUUACUGAUCAGAAAACAGCAGCAAGUCUUAUUUGUCAUAUUUGGGCUGCAUAAAAAUUAAGAUCAAUUGUGGGACAAAGUCUCAAGAAGCAAGUUUUCAUAGUUUGAAAUUAUCAAGGUGACGGUGCCAAAGCAAAAAUGAAUCACCUACUUAUAACACUAAAGAACUGUUGUGAUAAGAACUUACUUUAUUAAGCGAAAAAAUAUAAGGGAAAAGGUAAUUUUACAGUGAUAUUUGUCUAAUAUGUAUUAAUAAAAAUUGGCUCGCCCUGUGUCAUCAUCAAAGAUAGUGAACGCACCCAUCUAUUCGGACGAGGCUCUUACCUGGUUGGGUUCAGUACUCUGGGGUAUCUUAUUGGAGAUUGCAUGCUCGUAUUGUUUGUAGCAGCCGGUGGUAGCGGGUGCUUCCCCUUCCAAGCUAGUGGCAUCCGCCUGCGACAGGUUGUGUCCUGAAGACACAUACCACCGUCAGUAGCGACAAUUUUCACUUCUUCUCCGAUGCUGCUUCCAUUAUUAUAGCAGUUUAUAUAUAGUUUUAUGUAUUUAUUUAGCUUCAUUAGAAAUAAAGAAGUGGAUAACGUUCAAUAAAUGACGAACAAGUAAGAUAGCAGCGUGAACUACACAACACACAUUCCACACAAAUGUCUAACUCCAGCUUCCUCCGGAUACACACAUCAGACAGUCCACAUAGUGGUUAGUUCUAUAAAGCGUUAGGCUUACGCUGACAAUUCUAUCGACCUUAGAUUAUAGUGUCUUCGUCGCACAUCGCAAGCUACACGCGACGCGAGCCCGACCCGAGUUACGGAUAUAAAUAUAAGGGUCGAGUGUGACGACUGUGCGAUAGUAGCAAGUAGCUCAUCUGGUGUCGUCUCUCGCCUCAAUGAGGACGCACUUGUCACCUGAAGACAAGGAAUAAAACACUCUGAGUGCACCUCGUUGGAACGAACGCGGGAAGAUAGCUGUAGCUGCGAUGUAACGUGAACUAUUUGAAUUGAUUUUGAAGAUGUCUGCUAGUCCGGAGAGCUAAACGAUACGACACAUGCGUUCAUUCAACACUCAUUGCAUUCAUUAACACAAAUGCGGAAUGAGCACGGAGAACAUGCGUGCAAUGUGAAAGAAGAGGUUAGGAACACACGCUAGCAUAGGACACAUGACUAUGACUGGACAAGCGGCGCAAGCAAACAAUAGUAAAUAGUACUGACCUGUGUCUACGAUGACGUCGAUGAGAUCCAUGCUCUUGGCGAAGGCAUCGCGCAAAUUUAUAUGGUGGAAGGAAACGAUGGAGCCCUCGCGCUUAGCGCGCUCAAGCGCCUCCCGCCUCUUUAGCGCCUUUUCGCGCCGCAUCUGAUUCUUGUAAAACUCGGCGAAAUUGUUGACGAUAAUCGGGAUGGGUAACGCAAUUACCAACACGCCGCAAAUACAGCAAACUGAGCCGAUGACCUUGCCCAACGGGGUCGUGGGGUAAAUGUCACCGUAUCCGACUGUGGUCAUGGUGAUGCCGGCCCACCAGAACGUUUCCGGAAUGGAAAUGAAUUUAGUCCCCGGUUCUUCCUUUUCGGCGAAAUAUGCCAAUGAAGAGAAUAUGAGCACUCCCAUUGCAAGGAACAGCAUGAGCAGUCCCAGUUCUUUAUAAGAGUUUCUGAGUGUAAAACCGAGCGAUUGAAGCCCUGUAGAAUGUCGGGCGAGUUUGAGGAUACGCAGUAUUCGCAUUAUACGGAAGAUUUGUACAACGCGACGUACGUCUUGAAACUGGUCCGUCGCGUUCUUAUUCGUUUCGAGCAGAAAAAGAGAUACGAAAUAUGGCAGUAUAGCCAGUAAGUCUAUAACGUUGAGUCCACCUUUGAAGAACUUCCACUUAUCCGGUGAGGCACUGAAUCGCAGCACAUACUCGAGCGUGAACCACGUGAUGCACACGGCUUCUACCAUGGCUAGCUGCGGGUUGUCCAUGGGCGCGCCCUUCUCGUCGUACACUUGCAUCUGAGGUAUCGUGUUGAGAGUGAGCCCUAUCGUGGACAGCACGAUGAAGAGGAUCGAUAUCACUGCAAUCACCUGCAAUUAUGUCACCAGUGAGCGACCAGCAAGGGGACGCUCCUCGCCACCGCGCUGCCACAGUCAUAACCGGUGGCACAUAUGCAUCGCAUUCAUGUGUCAGGUCUCGAAGACAUGCCAGUGUCUAUACAAAACUAAUCUUCCUACUGUUUUUGUACAUCGGUAAAGCUGCGAACGAUCGUAGCGGUAGGUAGCAGUAUAGUCAUAAUGUAAGUAGAAUGUAGGUAGGUAGUAUUUACAGGACAAUUAUAAUAAAGCCAAUAUAUAACUUACGUAACAACGUCUUAACAUUACGCAUAAAUUUUGGUGUAAAAAUAACAUCUAUACGUGUGAUUAUGUUAGUAGUGUUGUGUGAUCGAGGUGUAGAUAAAGUAUCUCUAAUAUAGUAGUAAUAUUACAUGUGGGUGAACGGACGUGCGUUCAGUCGCGAGGCACGCUCGUCCGUCCAUCGCUCGGUUAGUCGGAUCAGUAUCACGAAGCGGAAGCGUCGGUGGGGGACCGGAGCCGAGCGGGGAAUGGGGUAGGAACUUAGGAAGGCAAGAGAGGGGUUAGAAGAAAUGACGGAUGCAAGGGUGAUUGAAAGGAUAGCGGGUAAAGGAGGGGGACGCCGGCACAGCGACGCUCAGCCUUAGUGGGAGGCGGCGCGGGCGCGGGUAGCGCACGACGCACGCCGGCGGGGUGCGGCGGGCGCAGCGCCGUCCCGUGCCGCCCCGCACGCGUGCCUCCGAGCGUCGCCAGCGGCGGCUGGUCACAUCGCGUAAGCCCAUCCCAUAUUGGCAACUUUGCGACAACAAUUAAGCUUUGUUUUUUUUAUCUCCAUUUGGAGAACGAACGACGCGGCUGUGAACAUGUAUAAAAAGAACUGUAACAAAAUUAUACAUCAAUUUCUCGUGUGAUAUAAUAUCAUACUUUAAAAAGCUUUGCAUUAUUGGAUAGAACCGAUUUAUUUAUAUAGCUAAUAUUGAUAUUACUGACAAGUGAAUUUUUAAAAUAAAUUCCUGUUUUUCAUUUAAAGUAAUUUAGUAUUUUUUUAAGUAUAACUUCGUUGAGCAAUUCAGUAUAAAAACAUGAUCUGAUUUAAAAAUUCACCCAUUUAUUAAGGCAUUAUAAAUCUAUAUAGAUUUCUCAACCUCCAAAAGGAUAUUAAACUCAAAAAAAGCAAAAAUGAAACCAUUAAACUUAAAAAUGUCAUUCAAUUCAAUAACUCCUUAGUAUAUAUUUAAAAAAUAGACACUUCUAACGAUGUGUUAUACGUUCAGAAUAAAUACCUUUAGAGCAGCUUGAAAUGUGUCAAUUGCAUGUACAAAAAAAAUGUUCAAAAAAAAAACUUAAGAUAAUAUAUAACAUCAUUAUUUGUACUUACAUACGCGUUAAUGGCACCGCCGUUGUCGAAAAUAAAACAUCAACUAUCUACAAGUGAAGCGAGAAGGUAUAACAUGGAUUCUAACUAAUUAGUUUUAGUUUGGAUUCGACAAAAGCGAUCACAUGUCAUCGUCACAGAACACUAGUCACAAUACAAUAUUAGAACACAACACCACAUUCCAUAAUACGAUCACAGGGACAGACACUUACUUAAUAUACUAUGGAGCAGAGAUAGAUGUUAUUCAUGCACCACAAAACUACACAAAUACCUAUCACUGUUAUUCGGCCUAGAGUUACACUUAUGUUAGAAAUAUUAAUACUCACUAUUAUUAGUUUUACUAACACUAAUCAUUUAACUAAGUAAUUUAUUUUACAAACUGUUAACAAAGUUGAAUGAGUUCGUGUUUAGAAUUCUGUUUAAAAAAUAUGUAAUUUAGUUCUUAGGUGUAACAAGUAAAACAUUCGACAGGUGAAAGGCGCAAUUUUAAAUAACUAACUGGGUGAUAGAAAUAUGUGUUUUGCGCUAUUUAAAAGUGUAUCAAAUAUUAUUGAAACAAUGAGUGUAUCAUAAUGUACAGGGCUUUAUGUAGACAAACUAAGGUGUGCAAAGUAAGAUAUUUUAAAUAGAUAUAUUGCUUUAAAUAUUUUAAAUCUUAUCAACAUAUAAAUAAAAUUAUAAAUCUUAUCACAAGUGAAUGUGAAGAAGUGCAAAAUUUUCUCACAAAAGACCAAAGCACCGAAACAGAAAAAACUGUAUACCUUUCUCGUGAAUAAAAUCGUGACGAAUAUAUUCCUGGCAGCUUUGCUAUUGUGGCGAGAUUAGUUCAAUUGGAAUAUUUAUUAAUAUUUUACAACGGGGGUCAAUACAUUACCCUGGCUGCAAUACUGGUGGUGGGCUUCUCGAGUAAGUCCCACAGCCAUUUCUGGUACUGAGCGCAGGUACCCUGACCAAAUUCCUCUUCCUCCCGUUGCCGGAGACUCUCCGCUUCCUUCCUCAUCUCUUCGUGUACGUGCUCCUUGCGCUGGUGGUAUUUGUGCUGACAACAUGACUCCAGAUAAAGCUCAUCUACACCCCAAUAUUCGAGGUCGUCGCUAAACGCGAGCACGCACAUUUCGUCCACCAAAUGCAGUUUUCCAGUGCGGUAAAAGUUUAAGAUGGAACUGAAGCUCUUCGGGUGUCUGGAAUUUAAAGACAGUACAAGCUUUAUUAUAUGAAGAAGGAAGAAAGUUAUACUAAGUCAGAGAAAUCAGGAGCGACAUAAAAGCGACAGGGAAAAUUUAAAUAAAGUAUGUAUAUGUAUAUAGGUCUUAUUUUAUUUAAAACCAUUUGAAAAAUAUGAAGUAUUGCCUGUGGUAUUGCCGAAUUAGUAGCUAAAUAAUAACUCUACUAUCUUUGUAUUCCCAUAUUCAAAAC